CCCCCCCCCCCCCCCCCCCCCCCCCCCCCCCCCCCCCCCCCCCCCCCCCCCCCCCCCCCCCCCCCCCCCCCCCCCCCCCCCCCCCCCCCCCCCCCCCCCCCCCCCCCCCCCCCCCCCCCCCCCCCCCCCCCCCCCCCCCCCCCCCCCCCCCCCCCCCCCCCCCCCCCCCCCCCCCCCCCCCCCCCCCCCCCCCCCCCCCCCCCCCCCCCCCCCCCCCCCCCCCCCCCCCCCCCCCCCCCCCCCCCCCCCCCCCCCCCCCCCCCCCCCCCCCCCCCCCCCCCCCCCCCCCCCCCCCCCCCCCCCCCCCCCCCCCCCCCCCCCCCCCCCCCCCCCCCCCCCCCCCCCCCCCCCCCCCCCCCCCCCCCCCCCCCCCCCCCCCCCCCCCCCCCCCCCCCCCCCCCCCCCCCCCCCCCCCCCCCCCCCCCCCCCCCCCCCCCCCCCCCCCCCCCCCCCCCCCCCCCCCCCCCCCCCCCCCCCCCCCCCCCCCCCCCCCCCCCCCCCCCCCCCCCCCCCCCCCCCCCCCCCCCCCCCCCCCCCCCCCCCCCCCCCCCCCCCCCCCCCCCCCCCCCCCCCCCCCCCCCCCCCCCCCCCCCCCCCCCCCCCCCCCCCCCCCCCCCCCCCCCCCCCCCCCCCCCCCCCCCCCCCCCCCCCCCCCCCCCCCCCCCCCCCCCCCCCCCCCCCCCCCCCCCCCCCCCCCCCCCCCCCCCCCCCCCCCCCCCCCCCCCCCCCCCCCCCCCCCCCCCCCCCCCCCCCCCCCCCCUCCCCCCCCCCCCCCCCCCCCCCCCCCCCCCCCCCCCCCCCCCCCCCCCCCCCCCCCCCCCCCCCCCCCCCCCCCCCCCCCCCCCCCCCCCCCCCCCCCCCCCCCCCCCCCCCCCCCCCCCCCCCCCCCCCCCCCCCCCCCCCCCCCCCCCCCCCCCCCCCCCCCCCCCCCCCCCCCCCCCCCCCCCCCCCCCCCCCUCCCCCCCCCCCCCCCCCCCCCCCCCCCCCCCCCCCCCCCCCCCCCCCCCCCCCCCCCCCCCCCCCCCCCACCCCCCCCCCCCCCCCCCCCCCCCCCCCCCCCCCCCCCCCCCCCCCCCCCCCCCCCCCCCCCCCCCCCCCCCCCCCCCCCCCCCCCCCCCCCCCCCCCCCCCCCCCCCCUCCCCCUCCCCCCCCCCCCCCCCCCCCCCCCCCCCCCCCCCCUAG
Messenger RNA from Staurois parvus, 1182 nucleotides. The record is from the annotation of a GenBank genome assembly. NCBI's taxonomy places the organism in Eukaryota, Metazoa, Chordata, Amphibia, Anura, Ranidae.